This is a messenger RNA of Penicillium macrosclerotiorum, 1704 nucleotides long. Its product is annotated as sugar porter family MFS transporter. Gene Ontology annotation, molecular function: carbohydrate:proton symporter activity. The coding region runs from base 1 to 1704 and encodes 567 amino acids. Gene Ontology annotation, biological process: carbohydrate transport; transmembrane transport. Gene Ontology annotation, cellular component: plasma membrane. The transcript has 3 exons. NCBI's taxonomy places the organism in Eukaryota, Fungi, Ascomycota, Eurotiomycetes, Eurotiales, Aspergillaceae. The record is from RefSeq and is a predicted model, not a curated record.
AUGUUUGAAAAAGUCUUCCGCAAAAGACCCCAGGACCUCUAUGAUAAUGGCGAGCUGCCCAGGGAGUCAGUCUCCACAGGGGACCACGAGAAAGGGCCCAGCAAUGUCGUAGACACGCCGAUCCCUCUUCUAACAUGGCGCUCCUUAACCAUGGGCAUCUUCGUCUCUAUGGGUGGUUUUCUGUUCGGCUACGAUACCGGCCAGAUUUCUGGGUUUCUGGAAAUGCCAGACUUCCUCCAGCGCUUUGGUGAGCUGGGGUCUGAUGGAGCUUAUCACUUUAGUAACGUACGCUCAGGUCUUAUCGUUGGUCUGCUGUCCAUUGGUACUUUGAUCGGGGCUCUGGUCGCUGCUCCAAUUGCCGAUCGUGUCGGACGAAAAUGGUCCAUCAGCGCUUGGUGUGUCAUUCUCAUGGCUGGUAUUACUGUUCAGAUUUCAUCGCCUACUGGCAAGUGGUACCAAGUGGCCCUCGGUCGUUGGACUGCGGGUCUUGGAGUUGGCGCUCUGUCCUUGCUGGUGCCCAUGUACCAAGCAGAAUCAGGACCACGACACAUCCGGGGGUCUUUGAUUAGUACAUACCAGCUGUUCAUCACCCUAGGCAUUUUUGUCGCCAACUGUAUAAACUUCGGAACCGAAGCUCGCACAGAUACUGGCUCUUGGCGCAUUCCCAUGGGAGUAACCUAUAUCUGGGCUAUCAUUCUCUGCUUAGGCAUGGCCUGUUUCCCAGAAAGUCCUCGCUAUGAUUAUCGUCACGGCAAGGUGGAUAAAGCGAUCGACACCCUCUCCAAGAUCUACGGUGUCCCCCGCAAUCACCGCGCCCUCCAUAUCGAGUUCGACGAGAUCAAGCAAAAGUACGAAGAGGAAGUUCGUAACGGAGCGGUAACCUGGAAACAACUCUUCCGCGCCCCGACUAUGGCUAAACGUGUGGCCGUCGGUGUAGCCCUCCAAGCCCUGCAGCAACUGACCGGUGCCAACUACUUCUUCUACUAUGGAACAACUGUGUUCAUGGGCGCCGGCAUUGAGAAUAGCUACGUCACACAGAUGAUUCUGGGCGGCGUGAACUUCGGAACCACUUUCCUCGGCCUUUAUUUGAUCGAGCACUACGGUCGCCGACGGUCUCUAAUCGCUGGUGCCCUGUGGAUGUUCGUCUGCUUCAUGGUCUUCGCCUCGGUAGGCCAUUUCUCCCUCGACCGUGAGGAUCCACAGAGGACAAAGUCUGCCGGUGUGGCUAUGGUGGUGUUUGCUUGUCUCUUUAUUCUUGGCUUUGCAAGUACCUGGGGUCCCAUGGUGUGGACCAUCAUUGCCGAGCUGUACCCUUCGCAGUACCGUGCGCGCGGUAUGUCCCUGGCCACCGCAUCCAAUUGGCUGUGGAACUUCCUGCUGGCCUUUUUCACCCCGUUCAUUGUCAGUGCCAUUGACUUCCGUUUCGGGUAUGUCUUUGCGGGCUGUUUGUUCCUUGCAGCAGGCUUGGUCUACGUUGCUGUUAUCGAGGGCCAGGGUCGUACGCUGGAGGAAAUCGAUACUAUGUAUCUGAUGAAGGUCAAGCCGUGGAAUAGCUCCAAGUUCCGGUUCCCGGCCGACCCUAAUAUUAUUCGGGGGUCUUUUGAUAAGGGGACGAAUGCUGGUGCAGCGUCCCAUGUUGCAGAUGCGACGGGUGGAGUGCAAGAGGAUAUUCCCACGGUGCCCGAAACCCGCCCAGAAGCAUGA